Messenger RNA from Fraxinus pennsylvanica, 972 nucleotides. Lineage: Eukaryota; Viridiplantae; Streptophyta; Magnoliopsida; Lamiales; Oleaceae. The record is from the annotation of a GenBank genome assembly.
AUGGAUGCAAAUGAAAGCUAUAUUGACAUGGAAGCUGGUUCGUUAGCCACCAUUUUUUCACCUUCACACCAUAGAGAAUUUGAGUUCCAAAGUUUUUCGUGCUCCUCUGGCCGAGACACCACCACUUCUCCGGCGGACGAGCUCUUUUAUAAAGGAAAGCUCCUCCCCCUCCACCUCCCGCCCCGCCUCCAAAUGGUGGAGAAAAUCCUAGAGAAUAGUUAUUCCUCCACCACUUUUGAUCCAUUACAAGAAUCAUUAUUCAGCACUCCAUUAUUCACUCCUGCAUCCAAUACUCCGUUUGCAUCGUGCAAUAUUUCUCCCACUGAUUCUUGCCAAGUUAGCCGAGAACUGAACCCAGACGAGUAUAUUCUUGAGUACUCGACUGAUCAAUCGAGCAUUUAUGUUUUCGAGGAAGAACCGGCCAGUUCAAACACGAACAAAACUUGGACAAAACCUCUAAAACUUUUAAAGCAAUCCACACUUGGAUCCAAACUCAAAGCUUCCCGGGCUUACCUCAAAUCUUUGUUCACUAAAUCUAGUUGCUCGGUUGAGUCUUCAAGAAAUAUUGUUUAUGAAGGAUCAAUUUCAAAGGCCAAAGAAUGUGCAUUUCAACAUUCCAGGACCUCUAAAAAUGUCCCAUUCGGGCAAAUUCAAACAAAAUGUCACAGAAGAUCAUUUUCAGGAGCCAUAAAGAGAAUAUCGAAGGCUAAAUCUUCAUCAUCUAAUUCCUUGAAUUCGGGUUCGAAUUCAACAGAUUUGAAUGGAUUUCAGGAGAUGAAGUUUUUGAAGAGAAGUAUAAGUGGAAAAUCAGAACUGGAGAAUUCAAUUCAGGCAGCCAUUGCACAUUGUAAAAGGUCUCAUCAGCAAGAAUUUUGUUCAAGAAAGACUGUUAGUGAUCUUGGGUUUUGUUCAAUGUCUGCUUCAAGAGUGAUUCAUGAUGAUCAAGAAAGACCAGAGCUUUGCAGGGGUUGA